Molecule: messenger RNA, 1118 nt
Organism: Parus major (Great Tit)
Lineage: Eukaryota; Metazoa; Chordata; Aves; Passeriformes; Paridae
Gene: GPR87
Product: G protein-coupled receptor 87
Exons: 1
Biological process (GO): G protein-coupled receptor signaling pathway
Cellular component (GO): membrane
Molecular function (GO): G protein-coupled purinergic nucleotide receptor activity
Source: RefSeq, a predicted model, not a curated record
ACUGGCCCCGUUUGUAAAACACCAGAAAGCUUUAACCUGUUGUUUUCCCUCAUUCCCACAGACAAUCACCUCAGCCCAGACAACAGCAGCUCGCCCAACGCCAGCUCCCUGGGGCGCUCUGCGCGUGACGAGUUCACCACCAUCGUCCUGCCCGUGCUCUACCUCGUCAUCUUCCUGGCCAGCCUCCUGCUGAACGGCCUGGCAGUGUGGAUCUUCUUCCACAUCAGAAACAAAACCAGCUUCAUAUUUUACCUCAAGAACAUUGUGGUUGCAGACCUGCUCAUGACGCUGACGUUCCCGUUCAAGAUCAUCCAGGACUCGCGGCUGGGGCCGUGGCACUUCAACUCCUUCCUGUGCCGCUACACCACGGUGCUGUUCUACGCCAACAUGUACACCACCAUCGUCUUCCUGGGGCUCAUCAGCAUCGACCGCUACCUGAAGGUGGUGAAGCCCUUUGGAGACUCCAGGAUGUACAGCAUCACCUUCACCAAGAUCCUGUCGGCCUGCGUGUGGGUGGUGAUGGCGUUCCUGGCGCUGCCAAACCUGAUCCUCACCAACGGCUACCCCACCAGGAGAAACGUCGACGACUGCCUGAAGCUCAAGUCUCCCCUGGGAGUCAAGUGGCACUCGGCUGUCGUCUACAUCAACACCUGCACGUUCGUGGUGGUGCUGGUGGUGCUCAUAGGGUGUUACAUUGCCAUCUCCAGGUACAUCUAUAAAUCCAGCAAACAGUUCAUCAGCUCGUCCAGCCGAAAGCGGAAGCACAACCAGAGUAUAAGGGUUGUCGUGGCCGUGUUUUUCACCUGCUUUCUGCCCUACCAUUUGUGUCGAAUACCCUUUACUUUUAGUCAUCUGGACAAAAUUUUAGAUGACUCUGCACAUAAAAUCUUAUAUUAUUGUAAGGAAAUGACACUGUUCCUGUCCGCAUGCAACGUCUGUCUGGAUCCAAUCAUUUAUUUUUUCAUGUGUCGAUCGUUCUCACGAAGGCUGUUCAGGAAAUCCAACAUGAGAACCAGGAGUGAGAGCAUCAGGUCCCUCCAGAGCGUCAGGAGGUCGGAGGUGCGCAUCUACCACGAGUACACUGACGUCUGAGGGCACCUGCAGAGACUCUGCUGGCU